AUGAGAAUUGAUGAAAUUGAUGAAAAUCAUUUGACUUUGAAUAAAUAUAACAAGUAUACUACUAAAAUGAGCAGCGGCAACGGAUCCAUAUCAAGACUCAAUGAAACAAGAGAAAAAAGAUCACUCUUUCGAAAUUUUUUUUUUCCUAUGUUUAUUUCGAUGCUUGUUAGUCUCUUUGUAUAUGUGAUGUCAUCCAAUCAUCCUAAUGAAUUUGAUAAACUUUUCUCAUCAUGUUCUUGUAUAUAUUACAAGAGAUUUGCAAAUCUUAUGGAAAAUAGUCCAGCUUUCACGGAUAAUAGUAUCGGGAUUGCCAAAGUUUUACGUGAUUUCUGUGUUAAGAUUUCUGAUUCCAAUAAAUAUUUUGAGAAAAUAUAUAAUUAUGAAGAAUCGCUUAUUUUACAUUUGGAAUAUCAAAUUGAAGAAAUCGGGAACACAAAAACUACACUAGAUUAUUAUUCUAUUAAUUUUUAUUUUCAUGAAAAGAUUAGAAAUUUGAAGGAAACAGUGGAAGAAACAAAAAAUGUAAUUGUGUCUAUAGAAAAUUUAAGAGAUUCAGUAGAGAAUUCCGUAAUGGCUGAAAUAAAAAAGAUAGAGGAAUAUAUUGAUGAUGAUAAAUCUAAUCACCGAGAGAAAGGAAAAAAAUAUCUGAGAAAAGCUAAUGAAAUUGAAAGAUCAUUACAUAAAUCAGCUGAAUUUCUUAUGCAAAUUAAUAAUAUGUUAAUAGAAUAUCGUGGUAGACUUUUUUCGUUAAAUAUUCAAGUUCCACAUGAAAGAUCUAGAACUGUUCAACAUAUGAAAAAGAUUUUAAAUACCGCAAAAUUAUUUCAAAAGAAUUUAAAAAGAAAAUAUCAGGAGUUACCUUUGAGUGUGUUCUAUAAGUAA
This is a messenger RNA of Diversispora eburnea, 882 nucleotides long. The record is from the annotation of a GenBank genome assembly. Lineage: Eukaryota; Fungi; Glomeromycota; Glomeromycetes; Diversisporales; Diversisporaceae.